This is a messenger RNA of Etheostoma cragini (Arkansas darter), 2053 nucleotides long. RefSeq names its product AE binding protein 2 (gene aebp2). The record is from RefSeq and is a predicted model, not a curated record. Gene Ontology annotation, cellular component: ESC/E(Z) complex. The coding region runs from base 167 to 1570 and encodes 467 amino acids. Lineage: Eukaryota; Metazoa; Chordata; Actinopteri; Perciformes; Percidae. The transcript is spliced from 9 exons. Gene Ontology annotation, biological process: regulation of transcription by RNA polymerase II.
AUCCUUCUCAAUAGACAAGCUUUGCCCAUGCGGGGCCCCGACGUCAUGCAAACCCCCUGCUGUGUUUUACGCUUGAAGCGGAGAGUGUGAGUGGAGGAAGAAGGGCAGCCUGAGGGCAACUUUUCGAGUAGAACAUCACGAAAAUAGCUCUUCGUGCUGUUCGAAAAUGGCUCAAAUAACGAGUGAAGGGGCCGAACAAGAUUCUCAGCCAACGUCGGAUCAAAACGGAACCGGGGAAACAGCAGAAACCGGCAAGGAAGGACAGGCCGUGCCGGACCCCAAACAGGAACCGGGCGACAACAACGAGAACAGAGCAGGAAUGGACGUGAACAGUGGUCGUGGUGCGGCGUCGGUGGACGGGGACAACCCGUCUCUUGUUCCCGACGCCGACAAAGAAACAGUGUUACCAAUCGAAAAGAUUGACAACGACGAAGGGGAAACCAGCAGUAAACUCUCUGAACCGGUGAAAAGUCCCGCACAGGGCAGUUGGGCGAGUGGCACUGAUUCCGCACAAGAGGGCUCCCGGGUGCUGAAACAAGAACAAAGAGAGGGGGAGAACGUGUCUUCCUCAACGCCUACCGACCGCACAAAGACCGCGGAGAAAGCCGAGCACGGCACCAAGAGACCGGCCAGCGUGGAACUGACCCCGUCGAAUGGAGAGCCGCUCAGUCGGAUGGAUUCAGAAGACAGUAUUGGCAGCACCCUGAUGGACAUGGAGAGCACGGCGUCCAGCGGUCGCUCCACCCCGGCCAUGCUGAACGGUCACAGUGCGGUGGCAGGGAGCGGCUCGGCACCGGCAGGGGGCAAACCUCUGAGCUACACAUGCUGCUGGGAUCACUGCCAGCUGCUGUUUCUCAGUAGCCCCGACCUGGCCGAACACAUCAGAGCCACACAUGUGGACGGACAGAGAGGGGGGGUGUUUGUGUGUCUGUGGAAGGGGUGCAAGGUGUACAACACGCCGUCCACCAGUCAGAGCUGGCUGCAGAGACACAUGCUGACCCACAGCGGAGACAAGCCCUUCAAGUGUGUGGUGGGAGGCUGCAACGCCACAUUUGCCUCUCAGGGGGGGCUGGCCCGUCACGUUCCCACUCACUUCAGCUCCCAGAGUUCAUCCAAACUGUCCAGUCAGGGCAAAGUGAAGGAGGAGUCUCCAUCCAAGGCGGGCCUCAACAAGAGGAGGAAACUCAAGAACAAACACAGACGUUCCCUUCAUGCCAGUGUAGAGCAGACUGGGAACGGGAGAGAGAGGGCGCGACCGCAUGACUUCUUUGACGCUCAGACCAUGGACGCCAUCCGCCAUCGAGCCAUCUGCCUCAACCUGGCAACACACAUCGAGAGCUUGGGCAACGGACAUAGUGUGGUCUUCCACAGCACGGUAAUAGCCAGGAGGAAAGAGGACUCUGGGAAAGUGAAGGUCUUGUUGCACUGGACACCUGAAGACAUACUGCCAGAUGUGUGGGUGAAUGAGAGCGACAGACUGCAGCAGAAGACCAAGGUGGUUCAUCUGUCUAAGCUGCCUACAGACACAGCUGUACACCUGGACCCAAACAUCUACAGGAUGUUCUUCUAACCACCUCCAGGGGGAGCCACUGUCACUUCCUGCUUAUCUAACCUCGAGGAGGAGAUUGCCUCCUUUUCUCUUUGUCUCCAUCUCUAUAUUCCUCUUCUCCCCUCCACUCUCUCCCAGAGGAUGAUUGGAGUUUAGUGACUUAUUUUCUCAUGGCUGUCUGAGGCCACCAGUGUUUUCAGCAUUAGGUGCUGAGUUUACAGAGGGCGUGGGGGGGGGGGGGGGGGGGGGGGAGAUGUUGCUUGUUUUAGGUAACACGACUAGACUGAAAACUGACAGAAGUGUACUUGUAGACAGACAUGUGUAGAGAGAAGCUGACUUUGUAAAUACUUGAGAUUUGUAAUAUAUUUUUAUACUUUGAAUUUUUUUUUUUACUGUAGAUAGAUGUUUUUUCUGCCAAACAUUUUUAAAUGGACUGAUAACUACUGGUCAUGUGCAUAUAGCUGGCAUUUCUCUGGUUUGAUGUCAUUAAACUUUUUGAACCUC